Messenger RNA from Sordaria macrospora k-hell, 1692 nucleotides. NCBI's taxonomy places the organism in Eukaryota, Fungi, Ascomycota, Sordariomycetes, Sordariales, Sordariaceae. The record is from RefSeq and is a predicted model, not a curated record.
AUGUCUUCCUACUGGGCCAGAAAAGCCCAAUCUUACAAUUCUUCCGGGACACAAGCCCGUAGUUUCGGCAACAAUUGGAAACAAACGUCCUCAACACCGACAACACCACCUCCGCCGCUCGGACCACUCCUCAAGUCUCUCCGUGUUAAUGAUCUCGACGAUGAUCCCGACAACCAACACUCGGCCACCAUUCAGGGCUGUGAGGUUGUAGCAUCCUACAACUGGCUGGACACCAAUCUCUCGAAUCCAACCAUCUUGAUUCCUGGCAAACCCCCCCUCUGGUCCCCACCCCCCGGCCAACCCCCUCAACUCCGCGAAGACAGCGGCACAUACCACCGCGACCGCAACGCCGCCCGCUACCCUUCGCACCCCCUCGAGCCCGCUUUGGUCUCCUAUCUCCGUUCUAACACCAAUACCACCAAACCCUCUAUCUCUACCUCCGCCUCUCCCAUCCCCUCCCCAGACAAGAUAGACAUAGUAGCAUGCAGCAGCACCCUCGGCAACCUUCUCCGUUUCGUGCGCGGCCAAGACAAGACCUUCCGGAUCUUGGUCGAAAAAGUCGAGAAUACAGUGUUUUUUGUCAGAAGAGAAAAUUCUCCGACGGAAACGAUUCCCGAUAGCCAUCAGAGGGUCGUGAGGUAUCGGUUUGGGGGGAUGGGGAUGUUGGUGAGGUUUGAGGCUGAUGGGUACGUGAGGGAUGGGAGCGGAAAGGGAGGUGAGGAUGGUGAGGCCGGAAAGGUGAAGAAGGAUGGUGGGGAUGAGGAUGUCGACGCUUUGCUCUCUGGGUUGAAGCUCUCUUCGGACUCCACUACUACCAGCUCGUCCGGUAACACUGGUACCAAAACCUCCUCCUCAUCCCCAGCCCUCACCAUCAAAGAAAGGCCCAACUCCCUCGUCCCCCAAUCCCAAAUCUUCGACCUCAAAACCCGGUCCAUCCGUGCUCGCGGCGUCAAAGACACUUUGUCAGAAGAACUUCCUCGGCUUUGGAUCUCCCAGAUCCCACGCUUCAUCCUAGCCUACCACACCCGCGGCCUGUUCCGGAAGGAAGACACAGAGAUCAAGGACGUCCGAGAAGACGUCAAGCGGUGGGAGAAGGAGCAGAAGGACGCGUUGGGGAAGUUAGUUGGGCUUCUGAAGCGGAUCCGGGAGGUUAUCGAAGAUAUUGAAGGGGGUAAGAUGGAGCUGGUGCAUCGUGAAGAUGCAGUUGGUGUUCUGGAGGUUAGGGAGCAAGGGUGGCCCGAAGAGACGCCGUUGGACGAAGGGAUUGAUGGGGAUUUGAGCGUCAAGAAGGAGAAGGGGAAGACGAUUGACAAGAUCAGAGGUGACAAAGUGAUGUCGGACGCCUUCCGCACACAAUGGAUAGUUGCUCAGAUGGGCACUGCUGAAGAUAAGCAAUCCGACACCCGGGAGAAGAAGAAUCCAGAGAAUGAGGAAGGUGAGGAUAUCUCCGAUCACAACGAAGAUGAAAAGCGCAAUAAAGACACGGCGAGGAUGAGGACAUCGAAAAGCUUGGCUGGACGUCAAACACGAGGCGGCGCCUUUGCCACGAACUCUAUCCCGAGGGGCAUACUACGUACAGGUACUGUGACUUACGACGAUGACCUGCGUUGGCAGUCGGACUCGGACGGGGCAGGGGACGACUUCACGGCGUGUUCGAAAGAUUGCGCUUGGUGUGGUCGUUGUCCCUAUUAG